AUGCGCCUUGUCCAGAACAUGUGCACCAUCGCCGAGUACCCCCAGGCCGGCAGCGCCAGCGGAGACGGCUGCAGCGGGGGUUCCUCCGGCCGCCCCCGCCUCAUCAAGAUCGCGGUGGUGGGAGCCAGCGGCGUGGGCAAAACCGCCCUGGUGGUGCGAUUCCUCACAAAACGCUUCAUCGGAGACUACGAGAGAAACGCAGGUAACCUUUAUAGCAGACAGAUCCAAAUAGAUGGAGAGAUGCUUGCUAUUCAAGUGCAAGAUACACCAGGCAUUCAGAUCCAUGAACACAAUCUGGACUGUAAUGAACAGUUGAACAGAUGCAUUCGAUGGGCGGAUGCUGUUGUGAUUGUUUUCUCCAUCACAGAUUAUAAGAGCUAUGAACUACUUAGUCACCUUCACCAGCAAGUUCGACAGUUACACCCAGGAAACAGAGUUCCUGUUGUCAUUGUAGCAAACAAAGCUGAUCUCCUACAUAUUAAAGAGGUGGAGCCACAGAAUGGACUUCAACUGGCGAACAUGCUAGGUUGUACUUUUUAUGAAGUGUCUGUCAGUGAGAACUACAAUGAUGUCUUCAAUGCCUUCCAUGUCCUGUGUAAAGAAGUUAGUAAACAACAAAUAACUAGCACCCCUGAGAAGAGAAGAACCUCUCUUAUCCCAAGGCCAAAGUCGCCAAACAUGCAGGAUCUAAAGAGAAGGUUUAAGCAAGCUUUGUCUGCUAAAGUUAGGACUGUCACUUCUGUCUGA
Molecule: messenger RNA, 747 nt
Organism: Emys orbicularis (European pond turtle)
Lineage: Eukaryota; Metazoa; Chordata; Testudines; Emydidae
Gene: RASL11B
Product: RAS like family 11 member B
Exons: 4
Coding region: 1-747 (248 amino acids)
Molecular function (GO): GTP binding; GTPase activity
Source: RefSeq, a predicted model, not a curated record